GCCAUGGCUAUGGCAGCUAAAAACGGUCACCUGGAGUUGGUCAAGUGGCUUCAUGAUAAUCGGCCGGAGGGUUGCAAGAGAAGUACACUACAAUAUUGUGCCGCUGGUGGCCACCUAGACAUUGCGAAGUGGCUGAUUCAUGCAAGUCGUCCAGUGGUUGCACGAAAUACUCAUCGCUGCACCGUGUACGCCAUGGAUUGGGCUGCUGGCAACGGGCACCUUGAGAUAACGCAGUGGCUCCAUGCCAACUAUACGGAAGGGUGGACCUCGUCAGCCAUGGCUAUGGCAGCUAAAAACGGUCACCUGGAGUUGGUCAAGUGGCUUCAUGAUAAUCGGCCGGAGGGUUGCAAGAGAAGUACACUACAAUAUUGUGCCGCUGGUGGCCACCUAGACAUUGCGAAGUGGCUGUACGCCAACCGGAGCGAAGCUUUCACCUUUUCUUCUUCCGAAUAUAGCAGAGGUAUGGACGAUGCUGCUGCACUCGACCACUUGGAUGUUGUGCAGUGGUUGCACGAAAACUGCGACGAAGGAUGGACUACAACAGCCAUGGAUAAUGCAGCUGAAAAUGGCCACCUUGAUGUCGUCAAGUGGCUGCAUGAGCACCGUCGAGAGGGGUGCACAACCUAUGCGAUGAAUGCCGCAGCUUCGGAGGGGCACUUGGAGGUAGUGAAAUGGUUGCACUCCAACCGAGAUGAGGGCUGCACUAUGGGUGCAGUGGAUUGGGCAGCUGAAAACGGUGAAUGGGAGGUGGUCAAGUGGCUGUGCCAGUUCCGCACGGAGGGGUAUUUCGACCACGAUGGAACCAUGGACGCGGCUGCUGCCCGUGGUCACCUGGAUGUGGUAGAGUGGUUUCACGGCAACCGCGACGAAGGCUGUACUACAAAAGCCAUGGACAGAGCGGCCGGGAACGGGCAUCUGGAAGUGGUGGAGUGGCUGCACGAACACCGUCAGGAAGGGUGCACUGCUCAUGCAAUGGACGCUGCAGCUACAAACGGGCACUUGGAAGUGGUGAAAUGGCUACAUGCCAAUCGAGAUGAGGGCUGCACUACGAGAGCAAUGGAUGGAGCAGCUUUGAGAAAUAAUCUCAAGAUGGUCAAGUGGCUGUGCCAGAAUCGCACCGAGGGAUGUACUAGCGAGGCGAUCGAA
This is a messenger RNA of Phytophthora sojae, 1146 nucleotides long. RefSeq lists its product as hypothetical. The transcript has 3 exons. Gene Ontology annotation, molecular function: protein binding. The annotation marks the transcript as partial. The record is from RefSeq and is a predicted model, not a curated record. NCBI's taxonomy places the organism in Eukaryota, Oomycota, Peronosporomycetes, Peronosporales, Peronosporaceae.